ACCCGCCAGCGGCCUGCGCGCUGCCUCCUCCCCAGCGUCGGGGUGAGCAGGAUCCGGGCGCACACUGGAGCCCGCCCGGUCCCUGGCUCCCCCUCUCUGCCCCAAGACCCGAGGCUGCUGGUAGUUUGUUCGGGCUCUUGGCCCGCCGGCCCCAGAGACCACCCUGGAGAUCUUAAAGACCCUCGAGAAGAGCCACGUGGGGGGCUGGUUCCCCUGGGGCUUCCUGCCGUCCCCCGACAGCCUGAUCCUCUGGAGCGUCCCAGACUCCUGCAAGGAUGUGGACCUGGACGUGCUGGUGGAGGCCCUGAAGCCGGUGGGAACCUUUAAGAAGAUCGGCAAGGUGUUCCGCCGCGAGGAGGACUCCACCGUGGGGAUGCUGCAGAUCGGGGAGGAUGUGGACCACCUGCUCAUCCCCCGGGAGAUCCGGCUGGCCGGGGCCGUCUGGAGGGUCAUCUCCAAGCCGGCCACCAAGGAGGCGGAAUUCCGGGAGCGGCUGACCCAGUUCCUGGAGGAGGAGGGUCGCACCCUGGAGGACGUGGCGCGUCUCAUCGAGAAGAGCACCCCGCACCCACCGCAGCCCCCCAAAAGGCCCAAGGAGCCCGGAGGGAGGAGGCGCGUCCCGCAGAUGGCCACGCCGCCGCCGCGGCUGGUCGUGGGCACGUACGACAGCAGCAACGCCAGCGACAGCGACUUCAGCGACUUCGAGGCGUGCAGAGCCCAGGCCGCCAGGGGCGCGCGCCGCGGCCGGCGGGUGCGCAGGAUGCCGGUCAGCUACCUGGGCAGCAAGUUCCUGGGCAGCGACGUGGAGAGCGAGGAUGACGAGGAGCUGGUGGAGGCCUUCCUGCGGCGCGGGGAGAAGCAGCCCAGCGCGCCGCCUGCGCGCCGCCGCGUCGCCGUGCCCGUGCCCGUGGUGGAGGACAACCCGGGGCUGCCGCUGUCCAGGGCCGAGCGGUGGCGAGAGUACGUCGGCCGCGUGUCCUGGGGGAGGCUGAAGCAGAGGGUGAAGGGCUGGGCGCCCAGGGCCAGCCCCAGGCUGGGCGAGGCCAGGAGGGCCUCCACCGAGGGCGUGGAGCCAGAGCGCGCUGGUGGCGGCCGCGGCUGUGGGGAGGCGGGCAUCGCUGGAGGGGCGCCCAGGCCCAGGCGGUGGAGGCCCAAGAUCACCUGGGCCUCCUUCCGCACCCGUCGGAGGGCGGGGGCGGGCGUCCUGGCUGCCCAGAGGGCAGGGGCUGCAGAAAAUCAGAGGGCAGAGGCUUUAGAUAAUCAGAGGGCAGAGGCCGUAGCUGACCAGGGGGCUUUAGAUAACCAGAGGCCAGAGGCUGCAGCUGACCAAGGGGUGGCAGCUUUAGAUAAUCAGAGGGCAGAGGCCAGAGCUGACCAGGGGGCAGGGGCUUUAGAUAACCAGAGGGCAGAGGCCGCAGCUGACCAGGGGGCAGGAGCUUUAGAUAAUCAGAGGGCAGAGGCCGUAGCUGACCAGGGGGCAGGGGCUUUAGAUAAUCAGAGGGCAGAGGCUGCAGCUGACCAGGGGGCAGGAGCUUUAGAUAAUCAGAGGGCAGAGGCCAUAGCUGACCAGGGGGCAGGGGCUUUAGAUAACCAGAGGGCAGAGGCCUCAGCUGAUCCAGGGGAAGAAGGUGCAGAUAAUCGGAGGGCAGAGGCCUCAGCUAAUCCAAGGGCAGGGGCUGUAGGUAGUCAGAGGGCGGAGGCCUCAGCCAUCCAGGAAGCUGAAACUCCACCUGCCCUGCGAGCCACAGGGUCCGUGCCAGGAGCCAGGGCCCGCAAACCGGUCAAGACCGUGAGGUUCCAGACCCCUGGACGCUUCUCGUGGUUUCGCAAGCGCUGGAGAGCCUUCUGGAACAGCCCCCGGCUGCCGGCCCUGCCCAAGAGAAGCCCCAGGGCAGGGGAGGCCAGGAGCCUCCGGGUGCUGAGGGCAGGGGCCAGGGCCGAAGGGGGUCGGGGGGAGCGAGAGCAGGAAGCCCAGCUGUGAGGGGGCUCAGGUGGGCACCUCGGGGAGCCUGGCGGAGGAGAGCCCCCCCUCGCACCCGCCCUCCGCCCGCUGAGCCAGUUUCCUUUCUCGUGAAGGUUUUCUCUCAUGCAUUGGUUUAAAUAAAAAAAAAAAAAAAAAAAAAAAAACUGACUCCGUAUAGCAACCCAGAGAAUGCAAAGACCGUGGGGCUGCCUCGCCCACGUCGCGUGGGUCCUCAGAUGCAGUUCUAGGUGCCCAGCUGCGGACGGAGCGAAUUCGCUCCUUUCCCUGGUCUCCUCUCGCCUGUGUCACGUGGGCAGCCUCCUUGAACUUGAACCGAGGCUUCGAGCCAACAAGCAAAUAAAAAUGCU
Molecule: messenger RNA, 2331 nt
Organism: Lepus europaeus (European hare)
Lineage: Eukaryota; Metazoa; Chordata; Mammalia; Lagomorpha; Leporidae
Gene: CCDC8
Product: coiled-coil domain containing 8
Exons: 1
Coding region: 374-1981 (535 amino acids)
Biological process (GO): microtubule cytoskeleton organization; regulation of mitotic nuclear division
Cellular component (GO): 3M complex
Source: RefSeq, a predicted model, not a curated record